Messenger RNA from Phaethon lepturus (White-tailed tropicbird), 1924 nucleotides. RefSeq names its product protein GREB1-like. Lineage: Eukaryota; Metazoa; Chordata; Aves; Phaethontiformes; Phaethontidae. Gene Ontology annotation, biological process: multicellular organism development. The transcript is spliced from 11 exons. The record is from RefSeq and is a predicted model, not a curated record. The annotation marks the transcript as partial.
AUAGGGAAAACAGGUGCCUAUCUGCAGUUCCUCAGUAUUUUGUCCCGAAUGCUGAUUAGACUGACAGAAGUGGAUGUUUAUGAUGAGGAAGAAAUCAACAUUAACAUAAAAGAAGACUCUGAUCAAUACUACCAUCAGCCUGGAGACAUGUGGCCAGAUUUGGAGACAUUUAAGAAGAUGCCUUUUGACUACACUAUCCAUGACCCGAAAUAUGAAGAUGCAAGUCUGAUUUGUUCAAAGCUUCAGACUAUAAACAGUGAAGACAAAUCAAUGAGCAGGAGACAGGAGGAUAUGUAUACACGUCGUCAAACAACUAGGAUGAGGUUGUCCAAGUACGCAGCAUAUAACACCUACCAUCACUGUGAACAGUGUCAUCAGUAUAUGGGUUUCAAUCCCAGAUACCAGCUUUACGAGUCCACUCUGCAUGCAUUUGCCUUUUCCUAUUCUAUGCUAGGAGAAGAGAUCCAGCUGCAUUUUAUCAUUCCAAAGUCAAAGGAGCAUCAUUUUGUCUUUAGCCAACCAGGAAGACAAUUGGAAAGCAUGAGGCUACCACUAGUCACAGAUAAGAGUGAAGAUUACAUAAAAAGCCCCACUUUUACUCCCACCACUGGUCGUCAUGAGCAUGGACUUUUCAAUUUAUAUCAUGCAAUGGAUGGAGCCAGUCAUUUGCACGUUUUAGUUGUCAAGGAGUAUGAAAUGGCCAUAUAUAAGAAGUAUUGGCCCAACCACAUCAUGCUUGUUCUUCCAAGCAUUUUCAACAGUGCAGGAGUAGGUGCUGCACACUUCCUGAUAAAAGAGUUGUCGUACCAUAACUUGGAGCUUGAACGAAACCGGCAGGAGGAGCUGGGGAUAAAACCCCAGGAUAUUUGGCCUUUCAUUGUCAUUUCAGAUGACUCCGGUGUUAUGUGGAACGCAGUAGAAGUUGAUUGCUCGGGAGACAGGAAAAGUGACUAUACGUGGACUGAAAGGAACGUUUCCUUGAAGCAAAUUCUGCAACAUAUUGAAGCAACUCCCAACGUCACUCACUAUGCCUUAAUUGGGAUGAGGAAAUGGUCCAGUAAAACAAACAGUGCUGAGAUCAAGGAACCAUUCUCCUGCUGCCAUGUGCAUGAUUUCAUUAUGCUGAAUGUGGAUCUGACGCAGAAUGUACAGUACAAUCAGAACAGAUUUACGUGUGAUGAUGUUGACUUCAACUUGCGCGUCCACAGUGCUGGCCUUCUCAUCUGUCGGUUCAAUCACUUCAGUGUCAUGAAAAAGCAAAUUGCAGUAGGAGGACAGCGAUCCUUCCACAUUAAGUCUAAGGUAUCUGACACUCCAGUUUCAAUCUCCCCUGCUCAGUACAUUUGUGCUCCUGACAGCAAGCAUACCUUCUUGGCAGCACCUGCUCAGUUGCUCCUUGAAAAAUACCUCCAGUAUCACAGCCAUCGCUUCUUCCCUCUCUCCCUGAAGAAUUAUAGCCAUCCAGUGCUAUCUGUGGACUGUUACCUUAACUUAGGACCACAGAUUGCAGUUUGCUAUAUGAGUUCUCGGCCUCACUCUCUGAAUAUCAGCUCCUCCGGUUUGACAUUCAGUGGUCUACUGCUAUACCUCUGUGACUCCUUUGUUGUAGCUAGCUUUUUGAAGAAGUUUCAUUUUCUUAAAGGUGCCACCCUGUGCGUGAUUUGUCAAGAUCGCAAUUCUCUUCGCCAGACUGUUGUCCGGCUAGAGCUAGAAGACGAAUGGCAGUUCCGACUGCGGGAUGAAUUCCAGACUGCCAAUGCGAAAGAGGACAGACCACUUUUCUUCCUGACAGGACGACAUAUUUAAUUGAAAAGAGACACAUUUCCUGAAUGAUACAAGAGACUAAUUGCCACCAUCUCAUGAAAUCACUUUUGAGAGGCUCUGCUUUCUGAACAGAAACAGGACUGUUUUCCAUUGUUUAUUA